GGGUCAUCAUCAUCGCCACCACUCUACAGCUCGCGCCACUGAAGAAUUGGCCGUGAACAAGCAACGAUGAACAGGGAUCGCUCGAGUGCGUUGGCCAGCAGCGCAGCGGCCUUCUACUUCACGGCCCCUGGCGGUUCUUCGGAACCACUCAUGUCGACUGGCUUCGACCGCGUUUACUCGAUGCCCACUAUUCCUCCAGCCCGCGAAGACUUGGCGCCCACGUACGCUUCCCGCCGCUCCUUCAGGCAGGCGCAGCAGUGCUCGACGUCGGACUCUUUGCCUCUGGUGCCCCCGCCGACGCCGCAGCUGUCCGCACGAAUGGCGCCCGAAGACUGCGGAGACGACAACGCGCGGAACCGCCGAGUGCCCGCCCCACCGCCUAGCGCGACUCAGCUCAAGCGGCAAACCGUCGGUGACAAGGGCAUCGGUAAGCUGGCUCUCGUGCCCCUCACGCUGGGGCUGUGCGCUUUCGUCUGGCUCGUGGCGUCGGUCGCGCUGGCCAACCAAGCCGGCACUGUGGGCCAGGAGCUGGACGGCGCCCGGGAAGAAGCAGCCGAGCCCGCCGUCGUGCUUCAUCUGGAGAACUUCGGAUCUGCGCCCCCCCUCAAGGCGGGCGUUGGGGAAACCGUCGCGGAGAUCCGGACACGAGCGACCAGGACGGUGGGGCGCGGGAGGACCACGACGGCAUCGGGCCUGGCUACGGCGUAUACGAUGGACGAUCUGGAAGAGGACGACCUGUUCUGGGCGAGUUCGAAAGCCCACAAGACUGAGGGUCCACGGAAGAGCGAGGACGCCGACGCCACCGACGUCCUAUAUUUUACGCAGGAUGCGGAACCAACCCAGGGGUUCCAGGGGAUCCCGUCUACGGAAGCCCGUGUCGGGAGUGAGGCUGUUCGUACAGCGCAUCCCGAUGGCUCGACGACACGCGCCAAGCGCGGCCAUUCCAGGAAAGGGUCGCGCAGAUCCAAGCGACGGCACCUCUAUCCAAGGCGACAUAUUCAUCGAAGAGCGCCUUCAAAGUGAAAAGACAUCACUGGGUUAACGCAACCGCGUGCGAGCAAUUAAAUGCGAAUAUUUGCUCGACACACCGAGCGAAAACAAAACCCAAAAGCGCUUCUUCUGAAUAUAAUUUUUUUGUUCAAGUA
Molecule: messenger RNA, 1145 nt
Organism: Dermacentor albipictus
Lineage: Eukaryota; Metazoa; Arthropoda; Arachnida; Ixodida; Ixodidae
Source: RefSeq, a predicted model, not a curated record